Molecule: messenger RNA, 1664 nt
Organism: Aureobasidium musti
Lineage: Eukaryota; Fungi; Ascomycota; Dothideomycetes; Dothideales; Saccotheciaceae
Source: the annotation of a GenBank genome assembly
CCCUGUCCGUCAUGAAUCCGUCGCCGCUACAGUCGCCCAAGGCGACGCCUACACAGAACAACCCUGAAGGAGAGACGUCAGAGAUCCCGUCGCAAUCGUUGGCUUUUGGAGGAACUUCCUACAGCGCGGCCGACAAGCCCCGCCCCCUGCCCAUUCGCUUCCACAGCUCUGACGACAACAACCCCGCUCGAAGAACUUCUGUGCAGUUUAUGCCGAAUGUCAGAGUUGCUGGAGGAGCCACCGAAGCUAGCCGCAGCCGCAGUCGUAGGCCAAUACCCAUCAAGGAGACCUCGGCCACCAGGCGACUUAGCAGUCCUCCUCCACCUACCCGACCACCACAAGCAUCGCCUCCCCUUACAUGGCCCUUCAAACCUCGUGUCUCUUUCGACACAUUCGACAACCGCGACGCCUCUGAUUUCUCGCUGACGCUGAGUCGCAAGCAUCGCGAAUAUGAAUACACCAAGCGCUCGCGUACCUUCCUCUGCGGCACUGAUACCAACGACUACUCCGACACUGCUCUAGAAUGGUUGAUUGACGAGCUUGUCGACGACGGCGACGAAGUCGUCUGUUUAAGAGUGGUUGAGAAGGACAGCAAAGAAGCAGCUAAGUGGGCUGGUGGCGGAAGCGACAGAGGAGGCAGAGAGCGCAGCUACCGCAAGGAGGCUAAUCGCAUGCUCGAGCGUAUCGAAGAGAAGAACACCGAGGACAAAGCUAUCAACAUCAUUCUGGAAUUUUCUAUCGGCAAAGUCCAGGACACGAUUCAGCGCAUGUUAUAUGCUCGGACACACGAACUGACCAACAUACCAGNNAUCAGGAUUUACGAACCUGCCAUACUAGUCGUCGGUACAAGAGGUCGAUCACUAGGAGGCUUCCAAGGCCUGUUGCCAGGUUCAGUGUCCAAAUACUGUCUUCAACACUCGCCCGUUCCCGUCAUCGUCGUACGUCCCUCGUCCAAGCGCGACAAGAAGAAGCGGCAGAGACUUGAAGAUCCCACUCGCCGUGGCUACCGCGACAUUCUCGACAAGAGCGACAAUGCUGGCGCAAAUGGCGCAGGCUAUACCCUGGAUCCACUACAUCGCUUGAGCAUCAUGCCUAGCGAUGGUCUAGGAGCUCUGCCCGAACUGGAACCGCGUGAUGCCGAGGAAGAAGCCCGUAUGGUUGCCGAGGCCAUUGGCUACCGUCCGGAUCAGAUUGCAGCAGAUGGAGAGCCCCUUAGUCGCGUGACCUCCGCCCGCUCAGACGUUAGUCGCCGCAGCGGCCGCAGUGCUCGCAGUGGCAGUUUCGGCAGCACCCGUAGCGAAAGUCCCGAGACUCUGCGUUCUCCUUCGCGUGGCUUGAUACAAUCACCACAGCUACGCGCAGUCCCCGAUUCUGGCGCCGAGACAUCUGAAUUCGAUGACUCGGACGACGAGCGUGACUCCAGCGCCGCACAGCCACACUCGGCGUACCACGAAGCGCAGGAACGCGCUUUGAUGGAAGCAAGAGAAAGAGCACUCAAAGCCGAAGAGGAAGAGAAGGAAAGAGAAAGACAGACCAAAGAGAAGAAGGAGAACGCGAGGUCUGGAGGUGGUGGCGGAGUACUGGAUCUGCUGGAUCAGUUGGGAGGCGGAAGUGACGAGCCAAAGGGCUCCACCAGAGGCAAGAAGUCGAGAUACCCCAUUCCA